AGUGAGCUGCGGAAGGCGGGGCAGGCGCCUCUUCGGCGAGCUAGCGCGAGGACGUGCCGCAGCGCCGCUCGUCGAUCACCUUGCCCCGCCCCACGUCGGCGCGCCCCCGGGCAAGCUCCUCCCCUAGCCCUGCCUGGGCGGGAAGCGAACGCGCGCUCCCUCCGGUUACCCUCCGCCUAGGGGAAGGGCGGGAGAAGCGGAGGCGCGCGCUCGCGAGCUGCGUGCUUGCGUACGUCGCCGGGGUUCGGCUGCGUCCGUCCCGCCGCCCGCCCAUUGCCGCCGCCGUCGCUGCCGCCGCGUUCUCGCUUUGCCCGCCGCCGCCUAAGGGGGGCUGGGGCCGGGGCCAGCCACCACCGCCGUUGCCGGGAUGCCGCGGGUGUAUAUCGGCCGUCUGAGCUACCAGGCCCGGGAGCGCGAUGUGGAGCGCUUCUUUAAGGGCUACGGGAAGAUCCUGGAGGUGGAUCUGAAGAACGGAUAUGGUUUUGUGGAGUUUGAUGAUCUGCGUGAUGCAGAUGAUGCUGUUUAUGAACUGAAUGGCAAAGACCUUUGUGGUGAGCGAGUAAUUGUUGAGCAUGCCCGCGGCCCACGGCGAGAUGGCAGUUACGGUUCUGGACGCAGUGGAUAUGGUUAUAGAAGAAGUGGCCGAGAUAAAUAUGGCCCUCCUACUCGCACAGAGUACAGGCUUAUUGUGGAGAAUUUGUCAAGUCGGUGCAGCUGGCAAGACUUAAAGGAUUAUAUGCGUCAGGCAGGAGAAGUGACUUACGCAGAUGCUCACAAGGGACGUAAAAAUGAAGGGGUGAUUGAAUUUGUAUCUUAUUCUGAUAUGAAAAGAGCUUUGGAAAAGUUGGAUGGAACUGAAGUCAAUGGCAGAAAAAUCCGAUUAGUUGAAGACAAGCCAGGUUCCAGACGACGCCGGUCCUACUCCAGGAGCCGGAGCCAUUCAAGGUCUCGCUCUCGAAGCAGACAUUCCCGUAAGAGCAGAAGCCGAAGUGGAAGCAGCAAAAGCAGUCAUUCUAAGAGUAGAUCCCGGUCCAGGUCGGGCUCCCACUCCCGGAGCAAGAGCCGGAGCCGAAGCCAGAGUCGGAGCCGGAGCAAGAAGGAGAAAAGCAGGAGCCCCAGCAAGGACAAAAGCCGCAGCCGCAGCCGCAGCGUCGGCAAGAGCCGAAGCAAAAGCAAAGACCAAGCUGAAGAGAAGAUCCAAAACAAUGACAAUGCUGGGAAACCUAAGAGCCGGAGUCCUAGCAGGCAUAAAAGUAAGAGCAAAAGUCGGAGCAGGAGUCAGGAGAGGAGAGUGGAGGAGGAGAAGCGAGGGAGUAUGAGCAGGGGCAGGAGCCAGGAGGAGGGCAGGGGCCAGGAGAAGAGCCUCCGCCAGAGCCGGAGCCGGAGCCGGAGCAAAGGGGGUAGCAGGAGCCGGAGUAGGAGCCACAGCAAGAGCAAGGACAAGAGGAAGGGCAGGAAGAGAAGCAGGGAGGAGAGCCGCAGCCGCAGCCGCAGCCGCAGCAAGAGUGAGAGGAGCAGAAAGCGAGGCAGCAAGCGAGACAGCAAGACGGGCAGCAGCAAGAAGAAGAAGAAGGAAGACACUGACCGCUCACAGUCCAGAUCGCCAUCCCGCUCUGUUUCAAAGGAGCGGGACCAUGCCAAGUCUGAAUCCAGCCAGAGGGAAGGCCGAGGGGAGAGUGAGAAUGCUGGCACCAAUCAGGAGACCCGGUCCAGGUCGAGAUCCAAUUCCAAAUCGAAGCCAAACCUUCCAUCAGAAUCACGCUCCAGAUCAAAGUCAGCUUCAAAAACCCGAUCUCGGUCCAAGUCUCGAUCCAGGUCUGCUUCUAGAUCACCCUCCCGGUCUAGAUCUAGGUCCCACUCAAGGUCCUAACUGGCUACGACCACAGCUGGAACUACCCGAGGAGUCUUUUGUACAUGUUUGGUAGCCGUAGCACAAGUGAUUGGAGUAGAACAUGUCACUGCUGUACAUUUUUAACUCCCCUAAUGGUGUGUCUAUAAUUGUUAAAUCUAAGUGCUUCCUCUCAGUAAAGCCUCCUGGCUCCAGGCCUUCCUGCUCGACUGAAAAAAAAAAAAUUUUCUCUUUUGAAAAUCCCCUUUUACUCAUGGCCCACAGUAGAAUAUCCAAAACGCCUUGGCUUUCAGGCCUGGCCUUUCCUACAGGGAGCUCAGUAACCUGGACGGCUCUAAGGCUGGAAUGACCACAUAGGUAGGUAUGGUGAGUUCAACCAUUUUUGCUCUUGAAUUGAUGCCCUUCGAUGUAUGCCAUUUAGUGAAAGUGCUAAGUCUUAAGUUUCCUACCACUUUGGUUUCAUAUUUUUGGACUUAACAAAGUUGUGAAUAGCACAGUCAAAGAAAAUUGAUACCUGCAGUAACCCAUAGGAAAUAAACUGUAGAGUUCCAUAUUCUGGUAUUGUGAUUAUAUUGUUUUAUAUUAAAAAAGAAAAGAAAAGAAUUUUUUUUAAUUUUAUUUUUCCCCGUCUUGCAAAGUAUAGUGACCCCUGUUUCCAUUAAAUUUGAAUAAAGACUAUUUUUGCUUGACAAAA
Molecule: messenger RNA, 2543 nt
Organism: Sapajus apella (tufted capuchin)
Lineage: Eukaryota; Metazoa; Chordata; Mammalia; Primates; Cebidae
Gene: SRSF4
Product: serine and arginine rich splicing factor 4
Exons: 6
Coding region: 368-1870 (500 amino acids)
Biological process (GO): mRNA splice site recognition; alternative mRNA splicing, via spliceosome
Cellular component (GO): nucleus; ribonucleoprotein complex; cytoplasm
Molecular function (GO): mRNA binding
Source: RefSeq, a predicted model, not a curated record